Schistosoma intercalatum is the source of this 6002-nucleotide messenger RNA. NCBI's taxonomy places the organism in Eukaryota, Metazoa, Platyhelminthes, Trematoda, Strigeidida, Schistosomatidae. The record is from the annotation of a GenBank genome assembly.
AUGAUUAAUGGUCCAGAUGCUAUUGUUUACAACACUCACUGGUGUAGUAAUAUAGAAACGGGCAAACCAAACUCUGCUGUGAAUUGCCCUAAACCUCCAGGUCAUGCAGUCAGCAUUGGGGGAUCCCAAGUGGACAUAUACUCUCGUCCUAUACAAUCACGGACUGAUGUCUUUGUCCAGAAAGUUGGAAGUGAGGUGUUUAGUUCGUUGACCAAUGAAAGGUCGCAGGUUUUGAACGUACCUUAUCGUGAUUAUAAACACACCACACAUUAUGGCUCACCAAAGACCAAAAAUUUCACCACAAGUAUACCAAGUCAUAGAGCCGUGAAAUCCGAUGCAAACAUUAUAACACGAGAUACCAGUAAGUUGGCGCGAAUUAAGGAUGGAAAAUUGACAUCAAAUUCGCGGUUCAACGUUUCAGAGGGUCGUCUUCAUUGUUAUUCAUAUUUCUUUAUUUAUGUAUUAAUAUUCAGUGACAAAAUGCUCAAGAGUUUAGAAUACCAAACAAAACAAAAACAAUUUGACAAACAUAAUCAUAGUAAUCAUAGUCAUGAUGGUAUACACAAUGAAGGAACAGAUCGAAAACGUUUUUAUAUUAAGGUUCUUAUUGUAUUUCUUUCUCAAGUAUUUCUAUUGAAUUUAGUAUUCUACAUCUUUGAUUAUAUGCCAGUAUUAAAUCAAUGGAUUGGACAACAUAUAUGGUCAAUGUAUUUGUUAUGUUUAUUGAAUGGCUAUAAUGCAGUUAUUCUUUUAAAAGUUCCGACUAUUGAAAGAUUCUUCCCACUUAAUGUAAUUAUUCUGAGUAUUUUUACAAUCUUCCAUUCAUCCAUUGUGGUCAAUAUUACAUAUCAAAAUGCUACAGUUGAUGAUGCUAUUUCAUUUAUUAUUGUUUUGUUAACAUCAACAGUUCUAUUCAUCAUUACAACAAAAUAUUCCUAUGAUAUAACAGUCUUUUUCUAUCAAUAUUUCUAUGUAUUUAUAGUACCACUGAUAGUUUUACCUAUUCUUAUUUUGAUAUUUACUUUCGUUGGAUUUGAAAUACUAACGAGUAAACUGUUCAUGGUAUUCACUUUUAUACACUUUCAGUUUUUCACAAUCAUCACAGCUCAAACACUUCAAGGUGGUCAUGAUGUUGAAGUAGAAAUAGAAGAUUAUGUUCUAGGAUCAAUGCAAAUGUUCAUUGUAAUUUUAUGUUCAUCAUUAUCAUUAUCAACAUUAUUUGAAAGAAAUUUCAUUGAAGAAUAUGAUUUGUUUAAAACAAUAUUCUUGAUAUUCAAUAUUCCAUUAGUAUAUUUUUCUAUAUUGGUUAAUGAAACCAAUCUCAAAAUAAUAAACAGAGAUCAACUACAGUUCAACGGGGAAAAGACGACGAUCAUCAAAAAGACAAUAAUUUUACAGAAUGCAAUGAGGAAAGUAAAUGAAACGGUAUUGCAACAGCAUCCAUUUAUGUACGACUAUUAACAAUUUCGUGAAUACAGUAAAAUCUCACAUUGUAAAAUGUUAUCAAAUAAAUAAUUGAGUGGGUAGAUUCACAUUAUUCAUCAAAAUUUAACUAACCAAACACUACUAAUGAAUUACUUAACUGAACACUUACAAGUGGUAUUUUAAUGAACAAGAUCAUAGACGAGAAUAGCCAAAUGUCUCCCAACACAUUACACAAUAUCUUGGUAAAAUCUGAGAACCAUAUAGUAAAUAAUUCAUUUGCAAAUUAUCCAUCGAUUGUCCUCAACUUUGUUGUUCCUUCGUUUCUAUACCAAUCACUCCCUGUUCUUAUUCUCUUCUCUUUGAUUUUCUCAAUCGUCUGCCGCCAGGCACUCCAUUUUUGAUUGAUGAUACAUACUACUUAUAUUUGUCGACAUUAGUAGUACACACCAUAGUACUAUUUUCUACAAUGUUUCUCAUCUAUCUUUAAUGUUUGUUGUGCCAACCAACUCUUUCAUGAUACUUGACUAAUUGUUGGAGAUAGUUUGUUAUUUAAUUAUUAUGUUUACCUUGAUAAAUUACCAAAUAAAACAAUGAUUUGACUAUUUUUUUUACUUUCCUUUGUAUUUAGCAAAAAAGAUAAACCUCAGUAAGAAAUCAUGUUUAGAGUAAACAAGAAACCAAUGCAUUUGUUCCAUUAAUUCAUACACCAUUACAUGUGAAAUUGCUUUCUUUAUCAAAGAUUUCUAUGGAUUAACUCAUGUAUAGUAUCAUAUCGUUAAGUUAAACGAGAUUAAAUAUGACCUGAAAAUAAGAAAUUGUUUCCUGUGUCAUGCAUGUAUAAACAUAUAAUGUUCUCUUGCACUAUUCAUUCUCCAUUCAUAACAUUAUCAAAUUAUUGAUGGUAAGUCAGUUGAUCAAUAUCAUCAGAAAGAAUGACACAUAAGCAUGUUGGACAAGUUACCAUGUCAGAGAAAUACAAUGAGAUGAAAAUGAACAAGAUAAAAAGUAAAAAGAAAGUGAAACAAUUUAAUGGAAAUGAUAAUGAGAAAAACCGAAGAUUAUGAACGUGGAAGAGAUUGAUUUUGGCUAUCAGUGGAAUCAAGGACACACAUUUUGUUCAGUUCAGGACUCGAACUAAUUAUCUUUAACUCCGACUAUCCAGUACGGUAGCCAUUUAGCCACUGAAAUCAGACAACCACUCAUUUGUGUAACAGUUACGGACUUAAUAUCAUUAUUUGGAUGGGUUUGGAUUAUCCCGUUGUUGAUACUGUUUGACUCUUGAAGUUAAUAUCAACACUAGGAUGAAGAUAUAUUCAGCUAACGAUUCCUAAAUAGAAUUAAAUGUGUACCCUAAAUUAACUUCUAGCCACAAUAAACCUAUUACAUAAAAACUUAUAAAAAAAGUCAUAUUGAGGCAACAUGCACAGAAUAUACUAUGUCAGUGAAGACUGAUCGAGAUUCGGUCAUUAAUAUUAACAGCAGAACAAUCCAAACCCAUCCUAAUAAUAAUGUUAAGGGUAUGUUUUAGAGCGAUUGAGUGUGAAGGUCUGUAUGAAGGAAUUCAAGAUCUAGAGAAAGAUAGAGAAUCAAUGCAUCAACGCUAUUGUGACUGAUUCCAAGCCAAUAUCAAUCAAAGCUCCUAACCAGUGAUUACAGUUAUUGUGCGGACUCCAACCAACUAGUCUACAUCUACCAACAAUUAGUGACCUUGUUGACUGAUGUUACGUCAUGGUUCGAUUGUACCUAGCUUUUUUCCAAACUAAUUCUACACUAGUAAACACCUCUAGCCAUGGUAGUGAGUGGUUAGGUACAAUUAACAAAAGUCUUAACCACAUUAAUCGAUGAAGGUUUACAAACUCAUCAACCAAAGCUCAGUAAUAGACUGGUUAUGUUUAGCCACUAUGAAACAAAUUACUUAUAUAAAAAACAAGAUACUAGCAGACCCAAGUUUGAUAAAAGUAAGUAUAGAACUUCUAAAAAAAGACCACCAUUCUCAUGAACAGGUGGCUUUGUGAAAUCAGUGAAAUCAGUUCAAUUUAUAAAUACAACACUUGAAACAAUUAGUUCCUAUGAUAAAUUUCAAUGGCAUAAUAAGAAGACGAAGAUAUUCAUACCUAUAUGAUAUUUAUUAGCAUAAUACAUUUCGAACAGUCUGAUCAUUUACAAGUGAUUCAAAUAGUCUUUUUUGAAACAAAGGUUUAAAUCAGACGUAUUAUCCAGUAAAGGUCAUUAUCAAGGAAAGAACGAGGUUCAUGCUUCAUGGAAAACCUAAAUGAGAUGAAAACGAUUGCGUCACAUCCCACUAUGUUUACCAAUUUAAAUAUAUAUGUGUUCUUACAUACAUAGAGAGGAGUAAUCGUGAUCUCAAUAUUAGGGUAUCUGAACAUGUUGCAGAACAUGGUUGCAGAAACAAAUAAAAUCAAAUGACCCAAUAAGAGUAGAGCCUAAACAUCCAUCAUCCUCUAUUGCCAAACACAUAAUUGAAACAGCUCAUAAGAUUGAUCUUAACUCAGUUUUUGUGGUGUAAAAGGGCGUAUACUAAAGUUUAUUGAAGCCUUAGCCAUACGAAAAUUCAAACCCCUUCUGUGUAUUCAAAAUCAGUUUGUUCUCACCUUAAACUUACCCUGGGAAUAUUAGCUUAUUAUCCAGAGUGAUGAGGUUUCAAAUUGUUUUCACAUUAUUUCUUUAUUAUCCUUGCCUCCUCUUACACUCCAUUUCUAGUCCAGUUAACCUUUUACUUCUUUAUAGAUAAAUGUUUUUAAAAAGUAUAUAUGUGAUCAGAUUGUUCGAAAUGUAUUGUGCUAAUUAUACAAUCACAUAGUUCUGAUAAUCUUCGUCUUCUCAUUACACUAUUGAAAUAGAAGAUUGUUUAGAGUUUGAAUUAUUUUUUCCGGUUAUGUUUUCUUAAAGAGAUAGUUUUCUACGGGAUGGGGUCGCUAACCCAAUGCUUAACCCUCCCCUCUUAUCCGGGCUUGGGACAGGCAGUAGCCCCAGAGGAGCUCCAGGCAGAGUGACAACAUUGUUUAUGUAGACAAUAAACAGUUUUCUUAAGUUCCUUCUUUAUAUUUGAAUGAACUUGGAAUGUAACAGUUAGAAAAACACAUACUUUAAUUUCACCUAGUGACUAUAUUUUAAAACUUUAUUACGCUCUAGGGAUGUUCGAAGAAGUUUGUUUUACCCAUGGUAGCUUGGUUUUUCUAUUUAUUAACAAAUUACUUUUAAGAAAAUGUUGUGAUUGUUAUUCAAUUAAUUUUUCACAUUUCUAGUAGCUCUAAGGAUAAGUAAGAGAUUUUAGUUGUUUUGUUUUGUUGGUAUUUUUUCUUUAAUGUUAUUCAUCAUCGUAAUAGUUUAUAAUCAAAGAGGAGUUUUGUGGAUAAUACAGUAAUUUAAUAGUUGAGAUCAUGGGUCAAUUGAAGCUAGACCACUAUGGAAGACCUGGGAGCACUGGAAGAACGUUUCGUCCCAUUGUAGGACUCCUCAACAGUGCACAUUCACGACCUCGCCUCACAAGAUUUGAAUCCAGGACCUAUCGGUUUCGCGCGCGAACGCUCAAUCUGUAGACUACUGUUACUUUAUCCAACGGUGUUAAUGUCUAACUUGAAAAAAAACGUCAAAAAUUUCACGAAUUAUUGAAUAUUGUAUGGUUAUUUCUUUUUAUUUCUAAGAAAAAAAGACGAGCAUAGUCAGUAAGUUUUGUGUUUUUUAAUAAAUUUAUAAAAUGAGUCAACUAUGUGAGGUGAAUGAAACUUCUUAAUGUACAGUACAUUCGAUACAUGUCGACGGUAUUAAUUUUAGCAGUAUUUUACAUACUGAUAACAUGUAUUUGUUGCCCUUUGUAGUAACACUGAAUUUAUAAUAAUUCAGAGCAUUUACGGUUUGUUUGUUUUCUUAAGGAGGUUGUUUUUUGUAACUAGAUAGUAUAUAAGAAUUCUGUCUUCAACAGCAAGAAAGAAAAAUGUAGUUGAACAAUCUCAGCAAUGAAAUUUGAAGUACAUCCAACAUUUCUCUCAGCAACCUAUUCUAAGUUCUCUUCAACGAGAUAUAAUGAAAUAUUAAAAUUAUUGAAUAUAAAUAAGUAUAUGGUUCUUCCAUUAACUGUAUAGUAAAUAUUUCCUUAAAUAAUCUUGGAUCACAUUAUCCAGGAAAACGUUGAACUUACUUCAAAUUCAUUAACUAAGAUUUUACCAAUAUAUAUUUCCUUCUUAAUGUCUUACAUCAAUUCAGCAUCCAAAUACUCUGAAACUAUUGAUUCAAACUCAGACGAAUGUUUUUAUAAAGUGAAACAGCAUUUUCUGAAUAACAUUAUUUUAGUAAUAUCCUUUUUAUGAGAUGGAAUCGCUAGCCCUGUAACUAGGCCUCCUCUUUUACUCAAGCUAAGGAUAGGCACUCACCCUGGAAUAACUUCAUGCUGAAUUAAAGUAAAAUAGAAUAAAAGUAGUAGAAAGUGUUCCUAGUGUUUCUAGACGAAUUCAUUAUUUAAUGACUUUCAAUCAUACUUUUUUUCAGUUUAAUGUAAUUUAAUGUAAUUUCUCGUUUACUUCCACUUAUAAAAGUCAUAAAUCGGGUUCAAAACAUCG